UAUAUAUAUAUAUAUAGAGAGAGAGAGAGAGAGAGAGAGAGAGAGCUUAAAAUGUAGAGCCUAAUUUUUUUGUAGGAGUUUCUGGUUCAUGCUUUUAAAGAAAAACUUAAACAAGUUAGACAACCUCUCGUUAAUGAUGUAACAGUCAUAGAACAUAAAAAAAAGUAUGGGCGUGCCAAUGGAGGGCGUAAAAGAAAAUCAAUUAUUCUAAACCAGUCAAUGACUCAGAUAUUGUCUGCUAAGAGGCUCUGCCACUCGAUUGAGCAAGAAGAACACGAUGUCACUGAUGAUCUUUUGGCAUUACUAUCUGAAGAGUGCAAUAAGCUGCGUCCUGAUGUAUUUUUCCUGAAAAGUCAAAUCCGUUUAAUCAUUGGCACUCUCAAGAAACAUUGCCAAAACAGCACUGUGAAGGAUAUUUUAGAUAAAUUUCCCUGUCUCAAGUUUGAGAAAGUUUUGCUAGAAGCUUCAAAUGCUUUGACUAAUACAGAUAUUGAUAGAAAUUUGUUACGACUUUUGAACAAAAUGUGUAAAGGCUUCCAAACUUUAGUGGAAUUAAAAAUGAGCCUGAAAACUAAAUGCAGGUCUCUUUUAAUUGAUAUCAAUGAAGAAUCAGACGAGAGUAUUUCGAAGAAUUUAAGAGCUGCGAUGCUAGUUCAUUUGUUCACAAAGGAAAAGAGUGUACUAUAUGUUUUUGACACAGAUCCGGUUUGUCUCACUCCGAUUCUCCGAAUUAAGGGCCCGGUUCUUAGACCAAUUUCUAUUGAUUUAUUUGUCGAUAUAUUACUUGUUGCAACAGACAUUCCAGAUUUUUCAUGUGGUGUCACUAUGGUUAUGGCGGCAUAUUUUUUAUUUGAUAUUGCCUAUCCUAAGCCGUUGGUAAAAACAUCUAAUUUUAUUGAACACCACAUUAUAUCGGAUAAAGUUAAACUUUGUAAAACAGCAAACCAAAUAUCAAAAAUAUGCAAACUUUAAAUGAUAUGAUAUAAAUUGA
Molecule: messenger RNA, 991 nt
Organism: Hydra vulgaris (swiftwater hydra)
Lineage: Eukaryota; Metazoa; Cnidaria; Hydrozoa; Anthoathecata; Hydridae
Source: RefSeq, a predicted model, not a curated record